Messenger RNA from Rhipicephalus microplus (southern cattle tick), 552 nucleotides. RefSeq lists its product as uncharacterized. The record is from RefSeq and is a predicted model, not a curated record. Lineage: Eukaryota; Metazoa; Arthropoda; Arachnida; Ixodida; Ixodidae.
UUUAAAAACCCGUAAAGCUGCUGGUAGCACGCAGAGUUUUAGUCGCAGAAACCCCGCCUACGUGGACAGAGUGAGUACUCCGAGGAACAAACGCUGCCACAUAAAAAUUCGAGGUGCCUAAAAAUGAAGGCUGCAGUCCUGGUUUCCCUCCUGACCCUGGUUGUCGCCGCUCCUUGCAUCGCUUACACCGUACGCGAACAAAAGGAGAAAAAUGCACCCAACGACUCACUCAAUGAGACUGCAAGUUAUCUACGAAUGGUCGGACACGUUUUGCAAGAAAAAAAUGUCACGAUAACAUUCAAUGCGCUGUUGGCUGAUCUGGCAGCCGAACUAGAGACCUUCCGUGACGAUGAUACACCACUGGAUGAAAAUACCUCCGAGUACUUCUUGAAGAAACUCCGCAGGGUAGUGGAGAACGUCGCUAAGGCCGUUGUGGUGAACCAAGCUGUGGGUGCCGUUGCUGGAUGGAUGGGAUAAAUGUGAAGCCGCUUUAAUCCUGCCCAAUACUUUAGGAACAAAAAGAAAUACAUGUCCGUGAAGAAUUUCAUCUCA